CCUGACAGUGUUUCCUCCCUAUCUUAAGCCAAGAAUGAAACUGUGGCGAGAUGGCAGAGGAGCUGCUCAGAACAUCAUCCCAGCAUCCACAGGUGCAGCGAAGGCUGUUGGCUAGGUCAUCCCUGAGCUGAAUGGAAAACUCACAGGGAUGGCUUUCCGCGUCCCAACUCCCAAUGUUUCUGUCGUGGACUUAACAUGCCACUUGGAGAAACCAGCCAAGUAUGAUGACAUUAAGAAGGUUGUGAAGGCAGCUGCCGACGGCCCUAUGAAGGGUAUCCUGGGAUACACCGAGGACCAGGCUGUCUCCUGUGACUUCAGUGGUGAUACCUACUCCUCCAUCUUUGAUGCUGCUGCUGGCAUUGCUCUCAACGAUCACUUUGUGAAGCUGGUCUCCGGGUACGACAAUGAAUAUGGAUACAGCAACCUCGUGGUAGACUUGUUGGUUCACAUGGCAUCAAAGGAGUAAAGGCAGAGUUCCAUUUAUUUUCUUACAACUCGGCUCUGUAUCUUGCAGUAGGAGGCCUUCUCUUGUUCCAUCUGCCUCUGAGGAAGUAGAGAGGCUGGAAGAAACUUGACUGUUUCAGUAACAUCUCCCCUCUCAAUAAAGUCAUCACUGUCUCAAAAAAUAAAAUAAAA
Podarcis lilfordi (Lilford's wall lizard) is the source of this 636-nucleotide messenger RNA. Lineage: Eukaryota; Metazoa; Chordata; Lepidosauria; Squamata; Lacertidae. The record is from the annotation of a GenBank genome assembly.